This is a messenger RNA of Gavia stellata (red-throated loon), 2396 nucleotides long. RefSeq names its product oxysterol binding protein like 11 (gene OSBPL11). The record is from RefSeq and is a predicted model, not a curated record. Gene Ontology annotation, cellular component: membrane; cytosol; intracellular membrane-bounded organelle. NCBI's taxonomy places the organism in Eukaryota, Metazoa, Chordata, Aves, Gaviiformes, Gaviidae. The coding region runs from base 1 to 2238 and encodes 745 amino acids. The transcript has 13 exons. Gene Ontology annotation, molecular function: sterol binding.
AUGCAGUGCGCGGACCCCGCGGCAGCCAUGAAGGGGCCGGAGGGCGAGGGCAAGCCGGAGCAGCAGCAGCAGCCGCCGCCGGCGGGACAGAGCGGCGGCAAGAGCGGCGGCGGCCGCGGCGCCAAGGGCUGGCAGUACAGUGAUCACAUGGAAAAUAUUUAUGGAUACUUAAUGAAAUACACCAAUCUUGUCACUGGUUGGCAGUAUCGGUUUUUUGUUUUAAACAAUGAUGCUGGCCUGCUGGAGUACUUUGUGAAUGAGCAGUCGAGACAUCUAAAGCCCAGGGGUACCCUGCAGCUUGCUGGAGCUGUAAUUUCACCCAGUGAUGAAGACUCUCACACCUUUACAGUCAAUGCUGCCAGCGGGGAGCAGUAUAAACUAAGAGCUACUGAUGCUAAAGAACGGCAACACUGGGUUAGCAGGCUACAGAUAUGUACACAGCAUCACACAGAAGCUAUUGGAAAGAACAACCCUCCUCUGAAAUCUCGCAGCUUCUCUCUUGCAUCCCAAGGAAGUGCCAACUCUCCUGGUGUGCAAAGAAGACCCAGUCAAAAUGCAGUUUCCUUUUUCAAUGUUGGACAUCACAGAUUGCCAACUGGAAAAAGAGUUCCUAUUAUGCAGCCAGAUCACCUUGUAGAUGUUAGAGAGAUGAUGUCUCAGGCUGAGGGCCAGCAGAGAGACUUGAUCAGGAGCAUAGAAUGCCUUCCUGUCUCCGGUCACCUUACAUCCUUGGAUCAAGACCUAUUAAUGCUGAAAGCAACUUCCAUGGCAACCAUGAACUGCUUAAAUGACUGUUUCCAUAUUCUCCAGUUACAACAUGCUUCUCAACAAAAGGGAUCCUUACCAGCAGGAACGACGAUCAGUUGGCUGGAACCGAAGAUAUCUCUGGCAAACCACUUCAAAAAUGGAGCAGCUCAGAAUUUCCCAUCAGAGGUAAACAAGCCGGCAUCUGUCAGAGAAGAGCAGUCCAUUGCAGAGCCCUGCCAGCUAGCAAGGGAACCUGAAGAAAUAAAUCCAGAUGAGGAGCUGGAGGAUAUCUGUGAUGAUAAAGAAGAUGAUCUAGGAGCGGUAGAGGAACAGCGCAGUGUUAUCUUGCAUCUCUUGUCUCAGCUGAAACUUGGCAUGGACUUAACAAGAGUGGUUCUUCCCACUUUUAUUUUAGAGAAGCGAUCGUUGUUGGAGAUGUAUGCGGACUUCAUGUCCCAUCCAGAUCUCUUCAUUGCAAUCACAAAUGGCACUACUCCUGAGGAGAGGAUGAUCCGCUUUGUUGAGUAUUAUCUCACUUCAUUUCACGAAGGUCGCAAAGGAGCUAUUGCAAAGAAACCAUACAAUCCAAUCAUCGGAGAAACGUUUCACUGCUCCUGGAGGAUGCCUAAGAGCAACGUAGCCACUGAUGCUGGUAGUAACUUCUCUGCUCACUCCCCCUCGGAGCAAGUAACUCUGUCUAAAGAUCUGGAAGGCCAAACAGAGCUGGACUACUAUACAGUAAAAUUUGUAGCUGAGCAAGUGUCCCACCAUCCUCCUGUCUCAGGAUUUUACGCUGAAUGUGUAGAGAGAAAGAUGUGUGUCAAUGCCCAUAUCUGGACAAAAAGUAAAUUCUUAGGAAUGUCAAUAGGAGUGACAAUGGUUGGUGAGGGUCUCUUAAGUCUCUUGGAACAUGGGGAGGAAUACACAUUCUCUCUGCCCUGUGCAUACGCUCGGUCAAUUUUAACUGUUCCCUGGGUAGAACUGGGAGGAAAAGUCAACAUCAGCUGUGCGAAGACUGGGUAUUCUGCAAGUAUUAACUUUCACACCAAGCCCUUCUACGGUGGCAAAUUGCAUCGAGUCACAGGUGAAGUGAAGCAGAACACGACGAACACAGUGGUGUGCAGAGUGCAAGGGGAGUGGAACAGUGUGCUUGAGUUCACCUACAGCAACGGGGAGACAAAAUACGUGGACUUGACAAAGCUGUCUGUGACAAGAAAACGAGUCCGGCCCCUUGAGAAACAAGGACUGUUUGAAUCUAGGAGGCUGUGGCAGCAUGUAACAGAGUCUCUGCGGGAUGGAGACAUCGAUAAGGCUACGGAGCACAAGCGAGCCCUUGAAGAACGACAGAGGAAUGAAGAGAGGCUUCGUGCUGAAACAGAAAGACCUUGGUGUACUAAAUACUUCCUUAAAGAAGGAGAUGGCUGGGUUUAUCAUAAACCCCUCUGGAAAACAGCCUCUGCUGCGCAAACUCAGCAAACGGACGCUAACUAGAAAAGCUGCUUUAAGAUGAGUUUUCUGGUAUUCCUCUCCUUUUCCUCUGUCUCUCAAAACACAGUAAUCACACUGAGUGUCCCCUUUUUAUGUAAUUGUGAAAGUUUAAAUGAGCAUAAAGAAAUAAAUAUACUAGGGCACUUUAAAGCUAUUAAAAA